This is a messenger RNA of Poecilia latipinna (sailfin molly), 3660 nucleotides long. RefSeq names its product glycogen debranching enzyme-like. Gene Ontology annotation, biological process: glycogen catabolic process. Bases 1978 to 3645 code for a protein of 555 amino acids. The transcript has 12 exons. Gene Ontology annotation, molecular function: amylo-alpha-1,6-glucosidase activity; 4-alpha-glucanotransferase activity. The record is from RefSeq and is a predicted model, not a curated record. NCBI's taxonomy places the organism in Eukaryota, Metazoa, Chordata, Actinopteri, Cyprinodontiformes, Poeciliidae.
ACUUUGUAAAAGUGCAAAAAAUUAUCUUGAUAGUUUGAUUGUUGUGUUACCAUGGCUACAAUAUGGUGUUAAUUGUAAUCUUUGUGUUUGAGCUAGGUUUGUUCACAAAUACAUCACAGCAAAUAAUAACCAAUAAUCAGUGAUUUAUUUUAAGCUCAGCCAAUUAACCUUGGCCCCCUCAAAAACUAUAUUUAUACUAGAGGUGUGCCGAUCAAUCGACCAAUCAUCAGAGUAUGAUCAGUGAUCGCUGAUCACUGUCUCUUGUUGCAGAUCACCACUAAUUUUUAUCUCACUUCGCAGACUGCCUGUGCAGCUGAUCUCCUCUUUCCUUCACACUGCGCAAGCACGCGGCAAAAAAUCCCGUCUUGUGAAACUUUAACGGUCACCGUAAAUGGGGAAGUUUGAGUGUUGCAGCGGAAAAUUACCACGGGAGAGAAGCAUGUCAAAAUGCAUCAACACAACAAACACUUGACAAAGUUUGGUUAUAUCGAGGCUCACUGCAGGGAAAAAAAAAACAUGUGGAGCGGCCAGAAAGCAGAUAAAGCAGCGCACAACUACCAACACUCACCCGGAUUAGCAUCACGGUCCGAAAGCUAAACAAAUAGCCCAAAAAAUAAUUCACGUGUUUGAUCUGGUGGUUUUAGACGCUGAGAUCUGCUCUCGCUCUUGGACUGCCGCUACGCGCUACUGGUAGUAAUAUUUCACAGACUUAGCACCGUUCAACCUCCACCAGACACUGAACUCUCACACUGAACGUAUGCUUAAAGCUGCAGCAUAUAACUUAAAAAAAAAAAGAUUUUAGAUAUGUAUUAAAAUAUGUCUAGUAUGUCUAAAUUAGGUGAAUUUAUUGCCAGAUAAUUUUUCCAUUUUGCCAAAUAACAUAGUGUCAUUUAUACCUAAAGCGAAAAAUUCACCAUUCCAAGCGAUUGACAGAGAUUGGCCUCAUGAAUGAACGGCAUCGGAAUCGGCAGUAAAAAACCUGAUAGGAGCAUCCAUAAUUUAAACACUAUUAGUGAUGAUGAUGUUCUUAGUAGAAAGGACGCUCUAAAUCAGAUUCUGCCUAAGGCCCCGUGUUACCUUAGACCGACCCUGUAUGAAGAGAUACAGCCACUCUGCUGCGCAUCUUUCUGCUGGAUGCUCACCUCUAUUAUAUCCUAGCAGAAGCUGUGUGAACCCUCCUGGUGGCAACGUUAGGUUAAGGUGAAGCAGAGAGUGAACAGUGAGCAGGUGGUACCGGUGGUAUCAGGUGUACAGGUAUGUUGCUGUGACAGUCGCGGUACUGUUUUUUUAAAUCAGGAUAUCUGAUUCUGAUGCAAAAUGGUGGGACUCACUCAGGCUGCCUGUAGCGAACAGGGCAUUUAAUCCGGCACUCCCAUGAUAAAGUUAAAGUCAGAAGUUUCCUCUGCAACCAAACCAUUUCUGUGUUUAGGAGCGAGAAGGGUUUUUGCUGCUAUUGCGAGCACAAUUCCAAAAAUAAGUAGAAACAAUUUUUCUAAUGACAACAUCAAACCUAUAUAUUUAUUCACAAACAACGGUAUGUUGAAAAAAUGAAAAAAAAAUAAUAAUAAAUUACCCAUAAUUUGAUUGAUAAAGGGCGCAGUUCUGCCCCCUCCUCCUUACCGUGGGCUUGGUGUCUUAACAACAUAGGAAGAGGCACUGAGAAUCCAUCCAGUCAUUAUUAGACUGAGGGCAGCCAGAUGAGGGGCACAAGCAGGCCUCGUAAUGCACACAUGAUAAAUCUGUUUGUUAUAUGAUGACUUUUUCUAGGCAUUUCAGUUUUAAGGUUUUCUUUUGACAAAUUAAUACAGCCAUGUGCGAUAAAUGGAAGAAAAUCCUGUUUAGUUUGGAGACAAUCAUGUUGUGUGGAUUUUCUGACAUAUUUAACCCAACUUGAUUUUCAUCCAGAUGAUUCUGUGAUAACAGCAGCCUGUUGUUCCCUCUCUCUUUGUGAUGCUGUCCUGUUGUCUCAUUUAGUUCAUGUUAGAUGCAGCCAGAGAGGUCAGACCCAACCUGUAUGUGAUAGCUGAGCUCUUUACAGGCAGUGAACUCAUAGACAAUGUGUUUGUUAACCGACUGGGAAUCAACAGCCUCAUAAGAGAGGCCAUGUCCGCCGGAGACAGCCAUGAAGAGGGCCGGCUGGUCUAUCGUUACGGUGGAGAGCCAGUCGGAGCCUUCGUUCAGCCCAGCCUGCGUCCUCUCAUGCCUUCCAUCGCUCAUGCCAUGUUCUUGGAUGUGACCCAUGACAAUGAGUGUCCCAUUCAGCUGCGGUCAGCUCUUGAUUCGUUGCCCAGUUCUGCUAUCGUCUCCAUGGCCUGCUGUGCUACUGGCUCCACCAGAGGAUAUGAUGAGCUGGUCCCACAUCAGAUAUCUGUGGUGAAGGAGGAGCGUUUUUAUCCCAAGUGGAAUCCCUCUUCAGCUCCCACCUCUACUGGUGAAGUUGGCUUUCAGAGCGGCAUCAUCGCUGGGAAACUGGCUCUCAACAAGCUACACCAGGAGCUGGCUGCCCAGGGCUUUUCACAGGUGUAUGUGGACCAGGUUGAUGCAGAUAUCGUUGCAGUUACUCGGCACUGUCCCAGCACACACCAGUCUGUGGUAACAGUGAGUAGGACAGCCUUCAAGAACCCCAAAACCCAUCAGUACAGCAACAAUGUCCCACCUAUGUUCAUACCUGGCAAGAUUGAAGAAAUUAUACUGGAGGCAAGGACAGUGGAGAGAGAGGCUGGGAGUUACAAGAAGGAUGAGAAAUACAUAAAUGGCAUGCCAGAAUACACAGUGGAAAUAAAAGAGCAUGUACUGAUGGAGGAAAGUGCAGUGGUGAAACAUGCUGGAGUGACCUCUAAAGGCCGCUCAGAGUUUGUGCAAGAAAUUCAAUUCCAGAAAUUGACUCCUGGUAGCAUCAUUGCCUUCAGAGUCAGUUUGGAUCCCAAAGCACAGAAGCUGGUGGGCAUGUUGAGAUUUUAUCUGUCCCAGUUCAGUCCAAAGUACAGGAGGGGCAGUGUACCUGAUGAGAACCCACCUGAGGUCCUGCAGAAACCCCUUACACAGUUAAUGUCUAAGCUGACGCUAGCCGACAUGAACGUCUUGCUGUUUCGCUGCGAAGCAGAAGAACAAGAGGACGGUGGAGGUUGUUACAGCAUCCCAGGUUGGGAGGGCCUGAAGUAUUCAGGACUACAAGGUCUGAUGUCUGUGUUGGCAGAUAUCCGUCCCACUAAUGACCUUGGCCAUCCUCUGUGUGCCAACCUCAGAGAAGGAGACUGGCUCAUAGACUUUGUCUCCAACAGGCUGAAGCACAGAGAUGGACCUCUGGCACAGGUGGGUCAGUGGUUGGGUGCCAUGUUUGACUACCUGAGGCACUUUCCUCGAUACCUCAUCCCUUGUUACUUUGACGCCAUCUUGGCGUCAACCUAUGCCACAGCUCUGGAUGCCACUUUCAAACUCAUGUCGAGCUUCAUUGAGCGAGGUUCCACGUUUGUCCGUCACCUGGCUCUCGGCUCAGUUCAGAUGUGUGGAGUUGGACGUUUUCCAGCUCUGCCUCCCAUUUCAACAAAAGUGCCGGAUGUCCCAUACUGCAUCAGUCCCAUCACUGGGGAAAAGGAGCAGUGCUGUGUCUCACUGGCAGCAGGUAUUAUAGCACUUUGUUCAUAGAUAAAAACACACCUG